GAUUGAUCCAUGAGUCCUUUUCAAUAGUAGCAUCGUCUGUGCAGUUGCUGAUGGCAGCCGAAGACAAUUGUUCGAUGAACGGGCCUAACGGAGACACCCUGCAAACUGAUGUCGUUGUGUCAAAUGAGAGCUCAGACGAAGGGGUCGAGGAAACAACUUCAAACCAUCAUCUUCCGAACGGGCGCAUGCAGUCUACGCCUGUUCCAGAUGCACCAACGCCGAAGACAGACAGAUCAAGGCCACAAUAUGCAGUAAAGUACAUUCUGAGCGGACACACUAUGGCAAUAUCCUCCCUCAAGUUCAGUCCAGACGGCACCAUGCUUGCUUCAUCAGCCGCGGACAAACUCGUGAAGUUGUGGGAUGCAUACUCAGGAGAAAUACUGAGAACUUUCGAAGGCCAUACUGAGGGUGUUAAUGAUGUCGCCUGGUCCAACGAUGGGGAACUUCUUGCUUCCGCAUCGGAUGAUAAAAGUAUUAUACUUUGGAGCUUAGAGACGAAUUCUGCUGUGAAAACCCUACUGGGGCACACCAAUUUCGUCUUUUGCGUCAACUUCAAUCCCCGAUCUAAUCUUAUGGUCACCGGAGGAUAUGAUGAAACUGUUCGCGUCUGGGAUGUAGCAAGAGGGAAAUCCUUGAAAAUUCUUCCUGCCCACUCUGAUCCUGUGACUGCUGUCAGUUUUAAUCACGACGGAACGCUUAUAGUAUCCUGCGCGAUGGAUGGACUGAUACGAAUUUGGGAUGCUGAUUCCGGACAGUGUUUGAAGACUAUUGUUGAUGACGAUAACCCCAUAUGUUCACAUGUCAAAUUCUCUCCCAACUCGAAAUUUAUCCUAUCAGCAACCCAGGACUCGACAAUCAGGCUUUGGGACUACCAGAAGACACGUUGCGUCAAAACGUACACUGGUCACACUAACAGGACAUAUUGUCUGUUCACUUGCUUCAGCACCACUCAGGGAUUAUACGUAAGUCGCGAAGUGCUACAGGUUCUCGAGGGCCAUAGAGGUACAUUUCUUUAGACUCAUCCUAUUCGUAACAUCAUGGCUUCUGCUUCAAUGGAGAAAGACUUGACUAUUAGGUUGUGGUAUGACGAAUGAGUUGACUCGUUCCAAAUGUGCAGUUUAACAAAGACACCGGAUCUCAUUAAUAUUGAAAACAAGAAUAGUCGACUUGGGCGGCCACAGCAUGUUUUAGCAAAAAUAUUACUAAUCUCAGCAAAGAUGUGGGCUCAGCAGAAUUUUUUGGGGAAGGAUGGUGACGUGCUUGCUGUAAGUAUAGCCUGUCGGCAGUGCACUUGACACUACCACAAUUAGGCGGGCUGUGGUCCAGUGGCGUGUAUGGGGUUGUAUGAGGCUAUUUAAACUCCGCUCCGUAGUAUAUAAGCACAUUACUCAUCUAGUG
Messenger RNA from Suillus discolor, 1398 nucleotides. RefSeq names its product WD40 repeat-containing protein. NCBI's taxonomy places the organism in Eukaryota, Fungi, Basidiomycota, Agaricomycetes, Boletales, Suillaceae. The transcript has 9 exons. Gene Ontology annotation, cellular component: U4/U6 x U5 tri-snRNP complex. Gene Ontology annotation, molecular function: protein binding; U4 snRNA binding; U6 snRNA binding. The record is from RefSeq and is a predicted model, not a curated record. Gene Ontology annotation, biological process: mRNA splicing, via spliceosome. The coding region runs from base 51 to 1016 and encodes 321 amino acids.